AUGAAGCGACGACCUCGCGAGGUGCCAGUGACAAAACCUUCAGCCGUACAGAGCUACAUACCAAGCGUGCUAUUACGUUCCGAUGACCGUGAGAGUCAACGGACGUGGCUGCCAAACGAGCGAAAACCUGGUGCAUCAAAGCACUUGGCGUUGAAUCAAAAGCACGAUGUCAUGAAAAUCAAAGUCGACAUGAACGACUACUGUACUGAGGUUGAGGUGAAUAAGCUUCAAGCGCUAGAAGAAGAGGUUACAAUCUUAGAAAACACGAUGGAAAAGUUUAUCGAGGAAUUCUACAUGGCAGCAGCCAUGUUCACCGCACAAAAAACUGCACAGAAGACCCUUAUAGAUCGCCUCAAACGAGCACAUGUUUCGUCUCCUUUUGCUGAAACGUACAAGUGA
Messenger RNA from Plasmopara halstedii, 399 nucleotides. RefSeq lists its product as uncharacterized. The transcript has 6 exons. The coding region runs from base 1 to 399 and encodes 132 amino acids. The record is from RefSeq and is a predicted model, not a curated record. NCBI's taxonomy places the organism in Eukaryota, Oomycota, Peronosporomycetes, Peronosporales, Peronosporaceae.